CAUUAAUAAUUGCAUGGACGUAACUGCUUUACUAGCGUUAAGUGCUGGGGCAGCGUUCGCAAGCACUGGAGCCCUUUAUGUUACGGAGAGAUUGAGGUUAGGUCCACGUGGUGGAACCCAGCUGGUCGUAAGAGUCGCAGUCAACACUCCCGGAAGAAAAAACAUUACAGUUGAGGUUACGGGCUACAGCGCCGACAACUGCUCCGUGUCCUAUACAUCAUUCAACAAUGAAACUUUGGUCGGUUCCGUGAUCCGAUCCGCCAGUGUUUUGGUACUUCCCGAGGGCCUUCACCGUAGCGAUACACAGAGUGCCUACUUUUGUGCUAACGAGCACCUGGCUGUUUCAUCGAGGGGGUCCUGGGAGUGGCAGUGGGUGGCUGCCCCGAGGAAUAGAGCGGGUCUCGUACUGGAACUCAGAGCUCAGGGUGCCGCCCAUGUUGCCCUAUCGGCGAUCAGAGAACCUUCCGAUGACAUGUAUCGAGUUGUGUUCGAAAGAAGUCGUGUGUGGAUAGCUAAAGGCCGACACGGAUACGAUGUCCACCUAGCGAGCGCAGAACAAACUGAAAGCGAUGAAGAGUGUGGCAGUUCGGGCUGGUGCGCGUGGUGGGUGUGGUGGGAAGGAGGGAGUGUAUCGGUGGGGCGCGGCGCAUCACCCUCGCAGAGAAGACUUCUCGUGUGGCCAUUGGCGUCAGAUAUGAGGAUCAAAUACGUCGGUUUCAGUGCACUGUGGGGAGACAAAGCGGAUUUCAGAAUUUGGAACUUCAAUGAAGAAGCCGGCUUCUCGCAAGUUCUAGAGCUCGGCUUACCUCGAGGCGUAGUUCCUGGUUCAGCAAGCGGAACUCUUCUAGUCUCGGGAGGUCUUCAUCUGCCUCUGUACAGUCUUCAGACAGAUUCCACUGAUCAAUGGGCAGAUGUAUGGAGAGAUUCGCAACUUUCCGCAGCCUCGGCUAGUUUAGCACCGUUGUUAGCUUUGGAGCACAUACCUCACUUAGUCGAGGAUUCCGAAAGAGAAAAGAUAUUGAAGAAGUUGCCGGAACAAGUCCAGGUCCUACUAUCGUUCCGUAAAAGCGACAAUUCGUUCAGUGACCAUCCCGCAAUGAGUAGUCAUCUGUCGACAAUAAAAAUAUUAGAGAUACUCACCAAAAUACAAUCAUACUACCCGGUGGACCCCGAACUUCUCCAAAACAUCAAGAAAUGGAUUCAGAAUCGACAAAAUCCAGACGGUUCGUUCACGCCCAUGGUAGCUGACAAGGAAGUGGACUAUUACCCGGUUGAGAUGAAAAAAGUUAAUGGAACUGAACAAGAAAUUGAUGUUAAUGAGUAUUACUAUUAUGAUAGAGAUGGGAAUAUGACUCAAGACGAAAUCGAAUGGGAAAGAAGAGUCGAAGUGACUGCUGAAACGCUGGCUACUCUGCUAGAAGUUGGAGUUGAAAAUCAGAGGGACGCAAACGUUGCCCAAAAAGCUGAAAAAUAUUUAGAGAAGAAUUUGCGUAACUUGACUUCACCAGCAGCACUAGCGGCCACCGUUUUAGCGUUGGUACUUGCAAGGAGUCCCGUGGUUCCAGACGCGUUGCUGAUACUUAGGAACGCUUCGACAACGGAAGAAGGCGAAUUCGGUUGGCCGGCUCCUAGAAAAGAUGCCGCAGACUGGCUGUUGGAAGAAACAUCUAGAAAUAUUAAGACCACUUCUUAUGAGGCGGUGACAAUGGAGCAAUACGUGGCUGGUGUCCGGGUGCUUCUUGCUGCUUGCGCGAGAGGAGCGCUGGCGGAAGGAGAAGCCGCUGCCAGAUUCCUUUACUACCGCGCUUCCACACUACAGCGACACCCGAGUCUGGCUUAUGUCGCUACGAAAGCUGCGGCUCAGUACGCUGCUUUGGCUCAUGACAGACAUCGCGCUCUGACAGUGUCUUUAGCGACUGCCGGUAUGGAACUGACAGACACGUUGGAGCUCCGAGCUCGCACUCCGCCACGUCCUUUGCAGCUGCCAGGUCUCCCUACGAAGGUCUUCGUCUACGCUACAGGAGCUGGUUGCGCAACUGUCCAGGGAACCAUAGCGUAUUCGACGUACACGCCCAAACCUGAAAACGCGUUGCUCAACAUACAAGCGGCAAUCAUUGAAGAGAUACGCCCUGAGAGAAGCACCAUCGAAGAUCUUCAAGGAAAACUGCCCACUUUAAUUAUCAAGACUUGUUUCAAGUGGAAAGGUAAAGAGAGAUCCGGAAUUAUACGUCUUGAAUCAUCUUUAUUCUCUGGUUACGAACUGCACACAGUAAACCCGGUUGUAUUGGAUGGAGCAACGUUUGCGGAUUUACACUAUGGAUCCAGAGGCGAAUCUGUUUGGUUCGUUUUCGCUAAUAUAAGUUCCACAUGCCCUGUGUGCGUCACAUACGAAGCUAGAUCCAAAUUCGUGAUCACCAGUCUACGGCCCGCAUUUGCUAAAAUCUAUCCAUCUACAAGACCCGAUCUAGCAGUCGAAACCUUCUUCCACGCUCGUCCAGGAAGUCUGCUAUUGAGGGGAAUAACUGACGACGACUUCAUAACUUGGUUCGAUAAAACUGAAUUGGCUAGUUUAAAAACGAACUCCAACAUCGAUAAUAUUUGCGAGUGCGGGCGAAUUUGUAGUAGAGAUUACGAAUUUAAAAAGCAUUUCGAGCCGGAAACCAUCGAUAUUCCUGAAACCACAACUGUGAUCCCCGAGAGAGCUACAGAUACAACAACAACAACUACUGAAGCUACAUUCAGUACCACAGACUCAACAUUUACGACCAGUAAUCCAACUACAGAUUACACUACAAAAAUUCAUAAUUUUACAAGUCAAGCACACAAUACUGACGAUCCAAUAAUUGUACCAACUCUAACGUACAUUAAAACGUCUACUGAUCGGGAAAUCAGUAAUGAUAUUGCACCAAUCAUUGCGAAAGUGAGCAGCGAGCUGAUUGUACAAAAAGACAUAAAGCCGAAACUAUUCACGAAAUUGGAUGAUGCUAAAAACAAACCGUUGUCGCGUAGAAAGGGUACUCUAAAAGCUACGUACGGUGAUAAACAUGAAAAAUUCUUCACGAAACCCACGGACCAUCCAAUAACAAAAGAAAACGAGACAUUAACAAAUAUUAACCAAAAUAUACAUAAACUUUAUACUAAUGAUUCUGUAACAAAAAUUAAAACACUUGACCAUAGGAACUUUACGAAGACAGCCAACAAGUUUAGAAUUACAAACAAUAUUACUGAAAAAGUAUCUACGCAAGCAAACAGCACAGUAAAAGAAAAACAUAUUUUACAUUUGAAUGUGACUAAUGCGAAAACGGCAAUGAAAUCGUAUAAUAAUACCCAUAAAAAAACGAACAAAAUCACUUCAUCACAUUUGAACGCAUCAAUCAUUCCUCACACUAUAACAGCAAUAACAAAUAACAACAUACAAUCCAUGCAUUAUCGAACAAAGAAACCUAAACCAGCUACUCAGAUCAAAAAACCCAACAUACACAAUACAACGUCUAAUGAAACGCAUCCAGUAGACGCGGGGAACAAAACCAAAAAACACAAUUUACAAGAGAAAUACCAAGCAAAGCCCUUAAAGUCUAUAAACAAAGAAAUACACAAAUUACCUCCAACCCCGAUAUCGGAGACAUCGAAAACCCUAGCAAAGAAUCCUAAAGCAGAUAUAGCUCCAGAAAACAAGGGUACUUUUGAAAUAUUAAACAAAAAUAACCUAUGGGAGAUGCUUAAGGAAGGCACACAUUCUGAUGAUGCACAGGAUAAAACAAACGGACUCCUACAAAACGUUACUAAUUUAGAACAAGACAAUCGUUUACUGUAA
Bombyx mandarina (wild silkworm) is the source of this 3814-nucleotide messenger RNA. RefSeq names its product C3 and PZP-like alpha-2-macroglobulin domain-containing protein 8. Gene Ontology annotation, cellular component: extracellular region. Lineage: Eukaryota; Metazoa; Arthropoda; Insecta; Lepidoptera; Bombycidae. The record is from RefSeq and is a predicted model, not a curated record. Gene Ontology annotation, molecular function: endopeptidase inhibitor activity.